Messenger RNA from Musa acuminata AAA Group (dessert banana), 840 nucleotides. RefSeq names its product protein REVEILLE 8-like. Bases 124 to 840 code for a protein of 238 amino acids. The record is from RefSeq and is a predicted model, not a curated record. The transcript is spliced from 6 exons. NCBI's taxonomy places the organism in Eukaryota, Viridiplantae, Streptophyta, Magnoliopsida, Zingiberales, Musaceae. Gene Ontology annotation, molecular function: DNA binding.
UCGCUGUCAGCCGCCGUCCCUCACCUUCUCCCCCUCGUUAUAUGCCCCAGGCUGUGCGCCGAAUCGAGGUAUUGAGGUUGGGGACAGAAUCGUUGAGGGGAGGAUGGGUUGAUAACGGCGUCGAUGGCGGUCCACCGGAUUCUUAGCCUCCGGCUUCUUUCCUACCUCUGCUUCCCUCUCCUACUCGGCUUCCGGUUCUACCGAUGCUUUACGUACCCGACGGAGAGCGCGAACCGCUCGACCCCGUCGUCGUCCCGCCCCGCGGCGGGCGUAGACCGGACCACCAAGAAACUGCGGAAGCCCUACACCAUCACCAAGUCGAGGGACAAGUGGACGGCCGAGGAGCACGAGAGGUUUCUCGAUGCCCUCCUGCUGUUUGGUCGUGAUUGGAAGAAAAUUGAAGAAUUUGUGGGUACCAAGACAACUAUUCAGAUUCGUAGUCAUGCUCAGAAGUACUUUCUAAAGGUACAGAAGAUUGGGUUAGCUGCUCAUGUGCCACCUCCUCAUCCUAAACGCAAAAUGGCUCAUCCAACCCAGCAAAUCACCCCCAACAAUGAGAUAGUAUCUGUGGAUUGCCUUUAUGCAUCUUCUCGAAUUCUUCCUGCAUGCUCUGUCUGGGAUAAUACCUCAAAUGAUAUAAAUUACACGUCCAGUGAAGCAACAUCUCUACCUGCUUGCUAUACCAUCCGUCCUGAUAUUGAAGGUGACAGUGGAAUAUUUGGCAAAACAAGCAUAUAUAGUCAAAACAUUGAUUGGAGUGGCAAUUUAAGUGGAUCUUUGUUAACUCAUCGGGCAACAAAACAAAGAAACCCGCAUCCAGUUGAAUUUACACACCACUAG